Molecule: messenger RNA, 1453 nt
Organism: Scophthalmus maximus (turbot)
Lineage: Eukaryota; Metazoa; Chordata; Actinopteri; Pleuronectiformes; Scophthalmidae
Gene: fam3c
Product: FAM3 metabolism regulating signaling molecule C
Exons: 10
Coding region: 325-1023 (232 amino acids)
Source: RefSeq, a predicted model, not a curated record
UAUACACUUUAUUAUAGGAAUUCGGUUUUAAACAGGCAUCUGCGUCUCUAGCCACUUCCGUGCAGGUCUGCCCUCUCGUUGGUGUUCGGGGUAUUUCUUUUCCCCGACAGAGUGGAGCAUCUCGUCGUCCGUCCCUCGUCCAACCAGCUCAGCUGUCAUUUCACUGGUUCCCUCGCAUCGGUGUGGUCGGACUUGUCGAGCCACCUCUGGACCUGGUCGCUCGCCAAGUACUCGUCAAUUACUCGUCAAUUACACAGUUACGCGCAGACGAUUGUUCUUGCUGUGGGAGGGAAAAAACAAAUCAGUGGCUGGACACGAGAGAAGAUGGUCAGGGCUGGCGGUAUCCUGAAGCUAGCGGCGCUCGUCUGUGCUUUCCUCCUCGCCGUCUUUCUGACCUUCCAGCUGCUGCAGGACAACAUGGACUUCAAACUGAGCAGCGUCAUGUCAAGAUCUAUGCCGUCCAAUGCAGUCCCAACAAAACCGCCCAGGAACAAGUGUGGGCUCUCCAAGGCCUGUCCACCGUCACACUUUGCCUUCAAAAUGGCGAGCGGAGCGGCGAGCGUGGUGGGUCCCCGAAUCUGCCUGGAGGACAAAACACUGAUGAGCGGCGUGAAGAACAACGUGGGGAGAGGAAUCAACAUCGCCCUGGUUAAUGGAAAUACAGGGGAAGGAAUCAAGACGGUCAAUUUUGAUAUGUGGGCAGGAGAUGUGGCUCCCUUGAUUAAAUUCCUGAACGAAAUUGAAGACGGCACAAUCGUGUUGAUGGCCUCAUUUGAUGACACCUCAUCAAAGCUCAACAGUGAAGCCAGGACGCUAAUUGCCGAUCUGGGCAGCUCUCUUAUCGUAAAUGUGGGCUUCCGGGAUAACUGGAUCUUUGUGGGGGGGAAAGGCAUCAAAACCAAGACUCCGUUUGAGCAGCAUAUAAAGAACAGCGCUGCCACCAACAAGUUCGAGGGCUGGCCUGAGGUGUUGGAGAUGGAAGGCUGCAUACCCAAGAAACAGGAUGAACCUCCCCACCUCUAGUUCCCCUUUUUCCACAUUCCCGUCCCCCGCGAGACCUUUUAUUGCCAUCACAUUUCUUUGCGCUGAAAAGAGUCAAUUUUUCGGCCUCUCACCCUAAAAGCCUUUAAUUCAAAUUUGCCUCGCAGAGUAACAAUCUCUCAAUAAGAGCUGCAUUGAGACUUCAGUCGGCUCCUGAGCCCUGACCUCCUUGCACUUCUCCCGGUCUGAACGUACUGUUACACAAAUGCCUAUGGGACAUGAAAAUAUUAGGUAGAGUGCACUGAGUAGAAGGGAUAUUGAUAAUUGGGGUUAUGAUAUUUAACCAAAUGCACCAAAUUCACUGUGAAAUGUGUAAAUAUUUAUUUAGAGGAGGGCUCAGAUUUGAAAGAUUCUCAUUUAAUGAUCAUUGUAAUAAUAAUAUAAUUUCUUGAAUAAAUUAUCUUGUUAGUAA